Messenger RNA from Hirsutella rhossiliensis, 1767 nucleotides. RefSeq names its product major facilitator superfamily domain-containing protein. NCBI's taxonomy places the organism in Eukaryota, Fungi, Ascomycota, Sordariomycetes, Hypocreales, Ophiocordycipitaceae. Gene Ontology annotation, biological process: intracellular polyamine homeostasis; transmembrane transport. The record is from RefSeq and is a predicted model, not a curated record. The transcript is spliced from 3 exons. The coding region runs from base 1 to 1767 and encodes 588 amino acids. Gene Ontology annotation, molecular function: polyamine transmembrane transporter activity.
AUGUCCGCCGACCUCGACGAAAAAGCCCCCCGGCCCGCCGGUAGCAGCAGCAGCGGCGGCGACCGCGCCACAGCCCGCGGCAACCACAUCCCGCCCCGCUCUUCCUCGCCCCGGUCCGUCUCCGGCAACACCUCCACCGACUCGGGUCCGGCGCAUGACAACGACGAGGAAAAGGCCCUGCCGCGACAUCACCAUGGCCCUGCCCCUGUCUUGCCCGCCGGCACCGUCUUGCCCUCGGGAGCCGAGGAUGUCGGCGCCGUGCUCGCCUCCCGCCCCGUCUCCCGCGCCUCCUCGGCCCGCUCGCGUCCGCUGACCAUCGUGCCCCGCGCACGCAGACGAGGGUUGUUUGGCCGCUUCACAGUCGUUCCCGAGGUCGAGAGGCCCUACGACUACGAGAACUCGACUAAAUGGGGCAUCACGGCGACCAUUGCCUUUGCCACCAUUGCCGCUCCUCUCGGCUCCGCCAUCUUUUACCCUGCGCUGCCCGCCCUGUCAAAAGAGCUCAACGUGUCGCCCACCAUCACCAACCUCACCGUCGCCAUGUACAUGAUCUCCAUGUCCAUCUUCCCCCUCUGGUGGUCCUCCUUUCCCGAGCAAUUCGGCCGCCGCUCCAUCUACCUGAUUUCCUUCUCCCUCUUCGUCGUCUUCUCCGUCCUCUGCGCCGUCAGCACAAACAUCUCCAUGCUCAUCGUCUUCCGCGUCCUCACCGGCGGCGCCUCCGCCAGCGUCCAGGCCGUCGGCGCCGGCACCAUUGCCGACAUUUGGGAGUCGCACGAGCGCGGACGGGCCAUGAGUACCUUUUACCUCGGUCCGCUGCUCGGCCCGCUCAUCGCCCCCAUAGUCGGGGGCGCCUUGGCCCAGUCGCUUGGGUGGCAGGCGUCCAUGUACUUCCUCGCCAUCUACGGCGCCGUCAUCUUCGUCUUGCUCUUCUUCAUGCUGCCCGAGACGCUGGCCAAGCGCGGGCAGGACGAGCCGGAGCCGGUAGAGCUGAGCCGCAUGACGACGGCGGCGUCGGCAAAGCUCAAGACCAAGAAGCUGGCCCGGGGCGUGAGGCGCGUCCUCGUCGACCCGCUCGCCGUCCUGCUCUUCCUGCGCUUCCCGCCCGUGCUCAUCACGGUGCUCGUCGCUGCCAUUGCCUUUGGUGCCCUUUUCGUCGCCAAUGUCUCCAUCCAGCAAAAGUUCUCGGAGCCCCCCUACGCCUUCAAGCAAGUCAUUGUCGGCCUGCUGUACAUUCCGCCGGGGCUGGGCUACUUCUCCGCAUCCCUCUUUGGCGGCAAGUGGAUCGACAACAUCAUGGCGAGGGAGGCGAAAAAGGCGAACCGGUACGACGAUGAGGGCAAGCUGAUAUACCUGCCCGAGGACCGCAUGCGGGAGAACAUAUGGCUGGCCAACACCCUGUAUCCCCUCGGGCUGCUGCUCUUUGGGUGGACGCUGCAGUACGGCGUCGUCUGGAUCGUGCCGUCCAUAGGAAGUUUUCUCUUUGGCGUUUCCUCCAUGCUGGUAUUUGCCACGGCCACCACCAUGCUCACCGAAUUCGUAAAGAAAAAAAGCUCUGCCGGCGUUGCGGUAAACAAUUUUGUGCGGAAUAUUUUGAGCUGCAUUGGCACCGUUGUCGCAGCGCCGUGGAUUGACGCCGUGGGAACUGGUUGGGUAUUCACCGCUAUCUGCUUUUUUUGCAUGGCCGCCGGAUACCUCGGCAUAUGGAUGCUGAGGAAGAAUGCUCGGCGGUGGCGCCAGUAUAUGGACGAGGCUUUGAAGAGUAUGUGA